AUGGGUAAUGACAUGUUCUUUAUUAAAAAAGGCGUGGUUUCUGUUGCCAACAAAGACGGUUUCCACACUACGUUGCAAGAAGGUAAUUUCGUUGGGGAAAUGGCUCUUGUGAACAACAAACCGAGAGUCGGAACAGUGACGUGCCUGACUCCAGUCGAAGGUGUGACAAUCCCGCGCGAGUACUUUGAAAAGUUCCUCAUUACAACGGAUACAAAUGUUCGAAUGAACAUGUACCGAGAAAACAAAGCACGUGAGAUGUCAAGAAUCCGAAUGAUGUUGCGGCAGGCUGGACACCUGCAUACAAAGAAGCUAAGGAAGGGAGAUGUUCUCUUCAAGCAAGGCGGGAAAGACAAAGCCCUCUAUAUUGUGAUAGAUGGCGAAAUUUCACGGUCCACUGGCCGCUUGUCUCUCACAAGAAACCACCAAGGAGACAUUAUAUCGGUGGUCACUCCCUCCUUUCGGACGCCCCUCGUGCAAUUUCCGCUCGAUGUAUCUCGAAGGAAUGCAGCGUGGUGGAGGUUGGACCAGAAGAUUUUAAAGAAGUUAAUGGGUCUUGCAACACUCUGA
Messenger RNA from Cylindrotheca closterium, 567 nucleotides. The record is from the annotation of a GenBank genome assembly. Lineage: Eukaryota; Bacillariophyta; Bacillariophyceae; Bacillariales; Bacillariaceae.